AUGGCUGGAAAGCGUCGCCGAAAUUCGAACGGAGAAGAUGAGACGGUCCAUGAUACGACCCAUCCCUCUCGCAAGCGACGUGUUGAAUUUGGUGUGGUCGACGCUAAAUUGGCUGCUCUCUACAACGAUUUAUCCGAAGAUGUAAAAGCAACCAGAUUGAGGGCUGCCGCAGACCUGAUACGCACCCUUGCCGACGCGGAUCAAGAAGCCCUGGACAAGUCCCUGACUAGACUGAUCAGAGGUCUUUGCAGCAGCCGUAAAUCCGCGAGAUCUGGAUUUUCUGUGGCUUUGAUAGAGAUAUUGAAGUUGACAUCCAAAUCUCCGGCCACGGGUGUUGAGGGUGUGGACUUGACUCUUCCGGCUAUCAUUGACAAGAUUGUCUCAAUCACGCAGCCCGAAGAGACGAGCAACAACAAGGAAAGAAGAGAUCAUCUUACAGGUCGCUGCUUUGGUUUCAAGUCUCUCAUUCAGAGUCAACUUCUCUUUGCAAAGGGUGUUUCUGUAGCUCAAUGGGAAAAGGUUCUUGAUCACAUCUUCAAGCUUGCCACAGAGACUACCUGGUUGCGAAGAGAAUGCGGCGUGACUCUCUACGAGACAUUGGCUACACUAACUCAAAUCAAAGACCUUGACCUUGAUUAUGUCAAUUUGCUUGUACAGAGACUUGAGCCCUUCAAGCUCAGUAAGACCCCUGAAGGUCUUGCCAUCUGGCUGACCGCGUCCACACUGUUCCCUGAUGCCAAGCUACCCAAGGGAGUAUGGAACCACAACGACCCUCUUUCGUCGAAAGACAGAGGCACCGUGGCGAAGAUUCUUCGUGAUAAUGGUGCUCAAACCGAGGAUGGCUCUGCAGGCAACAGCACCGGAGCCGCGCAAAGCUCGCCUUCGUUUGCCUGGUCCAUCAUUCUCGCUCACCUCUACAAACGCCACAAGCCUAGCAAGAAGUCAGAUGAGAAGGUUUCCGACUUUGAGAAAUUCUGGCUUGAAGCUGUAGACCAGGGACUGUUUGCCGCAUCUGCCAGUACCGAACGCAAGUCUUUGGGUCUUCAGGUCGUCUCUAUGGGAAUCUCAACCGCACCCGUUCAGCUGCUCCAUGCUGUUUUCAGCCCAAACGCUAUGCGCUGCAUUAUCAACCAACGUGCCGGACAAGACCGAUACCUUCACGAAGCAGCCAAGGGUCCACUUGCACAAAUGGUCACUCGCUCAAAGUCUGAUCAAGAGAGUAUCCCAGUGAUGCUGAAGUGUUUGUUAUCAGGCAACGGCGCUGUGGAUUUCGACCGUUUGACAAAGUCCAAAACGGCCGAAGACCUCUUCGCUCGUGCAAAGGACGAGAGCGCAGCUGACGCUCUGACCAUUCUGCAACAGCUCUCAGCUAAGCCCAAUGCCGAGGAUCAACCGCAGGCUGAUACCAGGCGCCGUCUCCUUGCUGAUAUGAUGCUGAACAUGGCUCGCAAGCAACAAGCUGAGGAAGGUAAGGAUAACGAGAAUAUUGCUUCUCUUGUCUUGUCUAUGGUGCCCUUCGGCUAUGCCGACGCCACUGCUGGUGCUCUCAAAGCAUCCCCUCCGUUGUCCGAAGCGAGCCAAGAGAUGUUCCGCUCGCGUCUUAUGUCCUGUCUUAACCACAUUUUGUCCGCUCGUAUGGACACAGAAUUCACAAUCCUCGAGAAGGUUGUCGAAGAGGUCAAGGCGACCGAUGCUGCCUCCAAGACCGGUCUGCGAACCAAGGCCGACCAAGAGAUUAUGGAGAAUCUGGAAAAGGUCCACAAGACCUUGAAAGCUUUGAAGAAGCUCGAGCAAAAGCAGAAGGACAGCAAGAAAGCACCUCUACGUGCUUUCAAGGCUUUGUAUGCCCUGUCCAUCUUACUUGUCUACAAUGGUGAGGCCGAUGUCGUCCCUGUAUUGGAAGACCUGGAGCUGUGCUACCAGUCGUGGAAAAAGAGUGAAGAUGCCUCUGUCAUGCUUGUUGAGAUCCUACUCAGCUUCAUUUCAAAGCCUUCUGCUGUCUACCGCAAAAUCGCCCAGCAAGUAUUCGAAGCAUUUUCUUCCCAGCUUGAUGCUGAAGGCUUGCAAUCAAUGCUUGACAUUCUUGACAAGUCAGAGAACCUCAGCGGUCAGCAAGAGCUAUUCGAGCAAGCCGACGACGCCGAGGAAGAGGGUGAGUCAGGAUCCGAUGAGGAUGCUUCUGACGUAGAGAUGAUCGAUGGCGAGGACGACAGCGACGUUGAGGUUGACAGCGAUGUUGAAGUCGUUGAAGAUGCCGAGUCUGGCGCCUCUGAUGACGAGUCGGAUGAUGAAGCUGAUGCUGAAGAUGCUGAUCUCGAAGACUUUGAGAACAAACUUGCACUUGCACUGAAGACACAGAAGCCUACAGAGGACGACUCGGACUUUGACGAGUCCGAUAUGGACGACGAGCAAAUGAUGGCUCUAGAGGGUCAUCUCACAACCAUCUUCACAGAGCGCAAGAAGAACACGAGCAACAAGAAGAAGGACAACAAGGACGCCAAAGAGAACAUUGUCAACUUCAAGAACCGUGUUCUCGACCUUCUAACUAUCUUUGCUAAACAGGAACACACCAACAGACUGACUCUGGAUCUGGUUCUACCGAUGAUUACGCUGAUCAGAACGACCACCAGCAAGCAGAUCUCGGAUAAGGCUUUCGGCUUGUUGCAACAAUUCUUCGGAGCUUGCAACAAGACAAAGGAGUUCCCCGAAGCCGACGAAGCAUCCGAAGUUCUCGCCCUGCUCAAGUCGGUCCACGAAGAAAUCCGAGCCAACGCUUCAAAGUUGCACAGCAACGCCUGCAGUCGUUCGAGUCUGUUCCUCGCUAAGAUUUUGGUCAAUCUGGACGCUAAGCAUUACUCGGAUGUUGCCGACUGUUACAGCAACCUCCAGAAGGAAUGGUACACCGACCCGAAGUCGCAAAUCCAACCCAGUGUUUUUACCGAAUGGACCUCGUGGAGCAUCACCACAAAGAAGCACAACAACUGA
Messenger RNA from Aureobasidium namibiae CBS 147.97, 2985 nucleotides. RefSeq lists its product as uncharacterized. Gene Ontology annotation, cellular component: nucleolus. Lineage: Eukaryota; Fungi; Ascomycota; Dothideomycetes; Dothideales; Saccotheciaceae. The coding region runs from base 1 to 2985 and encodes 994 amino acids. The record is from RefSeq and is a predicted model, not a curated record. Gene Ontology annotation, molecular function: rDNA binding; transcription factor binding. Gene Ontology annotation, biological process: regulation of DNA-templated transcription. The transcript is spliced from 3 exons.